CACAAGGCCCCACGCGCCCUGUCAGCUGACCCUGCUUCUUGCAGCCGCCUGUAAGGGGGAAGAAAGUGCGCGCGCAGCUCCCGGAACUCGCUACACCGGGCACUCACACCGGGGACACCGGGCGCGACACGGACAUGUGCGAGCCACGGGAAGAGGUGGUGACUGACACCCAGGUAUCGUACAUUGGAAAGGACUGCACGGAGUUCCCAGGGUUCCUGGCCAGGAAAUAUGGACGUCUUGCAAAGAGACUUGACCUGAGCUUCAAUUUAUUAAGGUGUGUGGAUGGACUUGAAGGCUUCGACUCCUUAGAAGAGCUGAUAUUAGACAACAACCAGUUGGGGAAUCAGAUCUCCUUCCCACCGCUGCCGCACCUUCACACCUUGACGCUCAACAAGAACCAGCUGACAGAGCUGGACCCCCUACUGGACAGAUUGGCCUCCGCGGCUCCAGCGUUGGAAUAUCUGAGUUUACUGGGUAACCAGGCCUGUCCCAACGAGCUGGUCAGCAUGGAGAAGGACGAGGACGACUACCAGCGCUACAGGUAUUUCGUGCUGAACAAGCUUCCUAACUUGAAGUUCCUGGAUGCCAGGAAGGUGACACGGAAGGAGCGCCAAGAAGCCAUCUCCAGAGGAGCCUUCAUGAGAGUUGUGAAGCCGAAGGAAAUCACAGUUCCCAGCACCCCAGACUCCAACUCUCCAGUGUUGCCGUACUCGCCCCUGCCGCCCGUGUCUCGAGACCCAACUAACCACAGAGGCGUCGCAGGGAAAUGUCGCUACGUUUACUACGGGAAGCAUUCGGAAGGAAACAGGUUUAUCCGCGACGACCAGCUCUGAUGGACGUCGCGAGCCCAUUGGCCGUUGCCGGUGCAUUCCAUUGGACAGGAGCGGAGGAGUAAAUUCGCGGGAUGAUUUUUGGUUUUUUUGUUUGUUUUUUUAGUAAGAUGUCAAAAGAUGCAAGAACUUGGAGGGGAAAAAGGAU
This is a messenger RNA of Spea bombifrons (plains spadefoot toad), 978 nucleotides long. RefSeq names its product leucine rich melanocyte differentiation associated (gene LRMDA). The coding region runs from base 135 to 833 and encodes 232 amino acids. Gene Ontology annotation, molecular function: protein binding. The record is from RefSeq and is a predicted model, not a curated record. The transcript is spliced from 7 exons. NCBI's taxonomy places the organism in Eukaryota, Metazoa, Chordata, Amphibia, Anura, Pelobatidae. Gene Ontology annotation, biological process: melanocyte differentiation.